Messenger RNA from Trichomonas vaginalis G3, 2442 nucleotides. Its product is annotated as sodium chloride cotransporter 69, isoform E family. The coding region runs from base 1 to 2442 and encodes 813 amino acids. Gene Ontology annotation, molecular function: chloride:monoatomic cation symporter activity. Gene Ontology annotation, biological process: transmembrane transport; monoatomic ion transport. The record is from RefSeq and is a predicted model, not a curated record. Gene Ontology annotation, cellular component: membrane. The transcript has a single exon. Lineage: Eukaryota; Parabasalia; Trichomonadida; Trichomonadidae.
AUGGAGUUGAAAAAUCUGGAUAACUCAAUGAUCCCUUCUCCAUUGGAUGAACACGAACAUCUUCCAGAUACCGCGUUCUACAAUGAUUGGGGAUUACCAAGACAAAAAUUAGUCGAUAUCAGAGCAGACAAGGAAGCAGAGAAACACGAGAAAUCAAAUGAGAAAAAAUACGAAAGUCCCAACUUUGGAACGUUUAAUGGCGUAUAUAUGCGAUGCAUUUUGUCAAUUUUAUCCGCUGUCUAUUACUUAAGACUUGGAUGGGUGGUAGGCAACUGUGGACUUGUUAUGGCACUCGUUUUAAUCCUUGUUUCUGGUGUAGCUACUAUUUUAACAACAUUAUCAUUAUCAGCAAUCGUUUCUAAUGGCUUAGUACGUGGUGGUGGUGUCUACUACUUCAUCUCACGCUCUUUAGGUGCCGAUUGGGGUGGCACAAUUGGUGUCAUUUUCUCAUUUGCAACAACAUUCAGUGCAGUUCUCCACUCAUUCUCAUUUGUCGAUGUAGUUCAAGCUUGGCAUGGCGGAUAUAUUACAAAUGGCGGCAAAUGGGAUCACGAAAUAAUAGCUAUUUCUUUAAUUUUCAUUUUACUUUUGAUUAUAUGCACUUCUCUCAAGGUAGAAUGCUAUAUGGAAUACUGUCUAUCAGCAUUGAUCGGAGUUGCCAUGAUCGGUUUCUUCUUUGGCCUCUUAAACAAAAAUACUCCAAGAUGGAAAGUUUCAAACCUCAAGAACAACCUUUGGGCAAGUUAUUUACCAGGAGAAAACUUCUUUACAGUAUUUGCCGUCUUCUUCCCAGGCUGUACAGGUAUCAUGGCCGGUGCAAAUAUCAGUGGAGAUCUUGCUGAUCCACAGAAGUCAAUUCCUGUAGGUACAAUUGGUGCUAUCAUCACAACAACACUAUUGAACAUGAUCACAGCCAUCAUUCUUGCAAGUGCUGCUACAAAGAACGUAUUAUUAACAGAUACAACAAUUAUGUGCGACAUGUCUCUUUGGGGACCACUUGUUUAUCUUGGUAUAAUUGGUGCUGCUGUAUCAUCAGCAUCAGCAGCUUUAAUUGGUGGUCCAAAGACAUUCCAAUCAUUAUGCGAAGACAAAAUUCUUCCAAAAGUCUUUGAUUUCUUCGCUGUUGGCAAAGCAUCAUCAAAUGAUCCAGUUCGCGGCUUCAUUUUAGGUUUCUUGAUUGUUGCUGUUUCAUGUUUUAUUUUCAAAGAUUUGAACACUGUUGGUACAAUUCUUACAAUGUUUUUCCUCAUUUCAUUUGCACUUAUUUGUGCUGCUUGUCUUGUUGGUUCUAUGUCACGUUCUCCUUCAUGGCGUCCAAGUUGGAAGUACCAUCAUCCUAUUUUAGAUGUAUUAGGUGCAGCUCUUAUGAUCAUUGGCAUGUUCUUGAUCAACUGGGUUUUCUCAUUAGCAACAGUUGGUGCAUGUCUUGCGAUUCUUGCAUAUUUCCACUGGGGUGUUACAAAUGCAAACAAUUGGGGUGAAUUCCCUAUUUCACUUUUAUUCACAGAUACAGUUUCUAAACUUGAAAAACUCGGAGGUAUCCAAGAUAAUGUCAAAACAUAUCGUCCACAAAUCGAAUAUGUCAUUGAUGCAGAACGCGAGAGUUCAGUUGAGAAAUCAAUCAUCAACAUGUUACCAUUCAACCAAGUCAUUGAUAAAUCAUAUUCGAUCAUGGGUAUCUCAUGUUUAGGUAUUUUAUCAGAUGAACAGAAAGACACAAUCAACAAUGCUGGUUUCACACAUUACUGGGGAUCUAUUGAUGCUGAUUUGUGCUCACGUUUGAUUGCUAAUGCCGUUGGUUAUGGAAAAGUUAAACCAAACAUUAUUGCAACACAUUUCUCAACAUCACCACGUUUCUUCUCAUUAGUUUGUGCAGCCAUUGAUUCAUCAAUGGGUGUUUUGAUUUCAAGGAAUUUCGAUACAUUCGAUAUCAAUGUCGAAAACCACUUCCCACUGGAUAUUUGGUGGCUUGCAGAUGAUGGUGGUCUUACAUUGUUAGUUGGAUAUCUCCUUUCGACACACUCAGCAUGGAAGAAAUGCGACAUCAGACUUUUCACAAUUCUUCCAGAUGGUAGAGAGAUCACAGAUGUCCAAGUCAAACUAUCUAAGUUGCUUCAUCUCUUCCGAAUCAAAGCACAGAUCUUAGUUGUCAAAGGGAUGAGCGAACUUCCUAAAGAAGACAUGUAUGCACAGUGGAACGACUGCAAGAUUCAAGCACAGAAUGACACAGACACAAAAGCAGUCAACAAAUUCUUGAAACUUCGCGAAUUCUUGAUGAAAUACUCAGACAACUCAUCAUUGAUCAUCUGCACUAUACCAAUUCCAAAAGUCAAUGUUACACCAGAAUUAUGGACUAGUUUGAUGGGCUUUGUUAGUGAUUCUAUGCCCCCAUUUAUUUGGUCACGCGGCAACAACGAAAACGUCAUCACAUUCAGUGCUUAA